AUGAUUACUAACCCAAUUUUGCUUGUGUCAUAACAAGGAGCCGGAGUGUACCAUCUCAGAAAUUUCCAAAAAAUGCACCGGUCCACAAGCUUGAUUCGAUUUUUAAGAACACCAUACGGGUUACAGACCGUUGAAGAUGGCCUCAGAAGCAGGGUUUACCUGUAUACAGUCAGAGGCAAGGCCACCGCUGCAGCCGCCGUGGAGGAACCACAAGAACCACCAAAGAAACCAACAGGAUUAAAGGAAUCCAAAUCAUUUGCCAAAAACAUGUUCCGGGGGUUGGUUCAGUCAGACCAAGUGUUCCCAUACCCAGAAGUACUGAAUGAAGAGCAAAAAGAAACCUUACAAACACUGGUUCCACCCACUGCAAAAUUUUUUGAGGAGGUGAAUGACCCUUUUAAAAAUGAUGCAGAUGAAAAAAUUGAAGACCAUACAAUGGAAGGGUUGAAGGAACUUGGGGCUCUGGGUCUACAAAUCCCAGAAGACUUGGGUGGUGUGGGUCUCACUAAUACACAAUAUGCCAGACUGGUGGAAAUUGUUGGAGAACACGACCUUGGAGUGGGAAUCACGUUAGGAGCACAUCAAUCUAUUGGGUUCAAAGGCAUAUUAUUGUAUGGCAACCCAGAGCAGAAAGCUAAGUACCUACCUCAGUGCGCCAUGGGAGAGAAAAUGGCGGCCUUUUGUCUGACGGAGCCCUCCAGUGGUUCUGACGCACAGUCAGUUCGCACCAGAGCAGUUUUAUCAGAGGACGGAAAGCAUUAUAUCUUGAAUGGAGGCAAGAUUUGGAUUAGUAAUGGUGGAAUUGCAGAAAUAUUUACAGUUUUUGCUCAGACCUCAGAUGUAGACCCAAAGACAGGCGGCACAAAAGACAAGAUCACAGCAUUCAUUGUGGAGAGAGGUUUUGGGGGAGUUACAAGUGGCCCUCCAGAGAAGAAGAUGGGUAUCAAAUGUUCCAACACUGCUGAGGUUCACUUUGAAGAUGUGAAAGUCCCAGUAGAAAAUGUCCUCGGAGGAGUAGGAGGGGGUUUCAAAGUGGCUAUGAACAUUUUGAACAACGGCAGGUUUGGGAUGGCUGCUGCCCUCUCUGGCACAAUGAAGGGAGUGAUCAAGAAAGCUGCUGAGCAUGCUGCCUCUAGGGUCCAGUUUGGUGACACCAUUGGAAAGUAUGGCGCCAUCCAGGAGAAACUGGCUAAAAUGGCUAUGAUGCAGUAUGUGACUGAGUCCAUGGCAUACAUGAUCUCGGCCAACAUGGACCAAGGUUCGCUGGACUUUGAGAUAGAAGCAGCAAUCAGCAAGGUUUAUGCAUCUGAAGCAGCCUGGGCGUGCACAGAUGAAGCUAUUCAGAUCCUAGGAGGUAUGGGUUACAUGAAGGAAUGCGGCUUGGAGAGAGUCAUGAGAGAUAUACGAAUAUUCCGCAUCUUUGAGGGAACCAAUGAUAUCCUUCGACUACUCAUUGCAGGACAGGGACUGAGGUAUGCUGGUCAGUUUAUGAAGGCUCUACAGAACCCUGCUGCUAACAUUGGAGCCGUGGCUGCAUUCGCCUCCAAGAGGGCAAAGAAGAGUCUUGGUCUGAGCACUGGAGUCUCUCUGGCAGAGUUUGCCCACCCCACCUUGAAACAGGCCGCCGCUCAGACCUCAGCUGCCGUGGAAGCCUUUGGAUUUGCCACAGAAGAUUGCCUGAUGAAGCAUGGGAAGAAUUUAGCAGCGGAACAAUUCCUGCUGAAGCGUAUAGCAGAUGCUGCCAUAGAUGUGUAUGCCAUGGUUGUCACACUGUCCAGAGCCUCCAGAGCAUUAGAACAGAACUCUCCUACAGCAGCUUACGAGGCUCUCAUGUGUUCCACUUACUGUGAUGAGGCUUUAGACAGAGUGAAGAUUGCCCUAGCCGUCUCCCCGCGCCAACGACAACUGUUCAAAAACUACGCCGCCAUCUCUAACGAAAUCAUCAGCCACGGGGGAGCUCAGCAGCAGAAUCCACUCGGCUUUUAGACUCCAAACACGACCAGAUGAAAGAAACAUUACAAAAUAGCAAACAGAGGAUUAUGUAUCGGAUAUUUUUAAUGAGUCUUAUUGGACAGCAUUCAUUGAACAUUCGGGUUAAUUUAUUAUUGAAAUGGCACUUGUAUAUUAUCGCGUUUGUGUGAAUUUCGUAUUUUGAGAAACCAGGAUCUGUUGAUGAAUGUGUAGCUAAUUUGAUCAUUUUGGGUCAAUUUUUCAUUG
Lingula anatina is the source of this 2217-nucleotide messenger RNA. Its product is annotated as very long-chain acyl-CoA dehydrogenase, mitochondrial. Gene Ontology annotation, molecular function: very-long-chain fatty acyl-CoA dehydrogenase activity; fatty-acyl-CoA binding; flavin adenine dinucleotide binding. The record is from RefSeq and is a predicted model, not a curated record. NCBI's taxonomy places the organism in Eukaryota, Metazoa, Brachiopoda, Lingulata, Lingulida, Lingulidae.